AUGGACGGGACUUGUAUUUAUCUGACUAUUAUACUUCUUACACAAAUGUGUUUCACCCUCGGAAUGUUGAACCCUAUUCACGACAUAAAGAAGAUCGCUUCAAUCAUCAGAAUGACGACGACGAAGAGGAGAAGUUCUUACUUUAUUUGCAUUCUUGUAUACUUCUGCUCCAUCAUAUACUUGGGAAUGUAUAUCCCUCUGCAGAAUAUCCACAGACUCAUUUUUAGUGGCAGUUUCACAGAAUAUGAGAAGCUGUUACUUUUGAACAGGAUUGAAAGGAAUUACAUCAUUGCUGGAUUUUCCCUUUUCUUGGUAGUGGUGAUGUACGGUGUUAGGUCAUUAGUAACUUACACAGCUGAUUUAGCAGAUAUAACCGAAAGACAAGUUCCGUUGUUGUUUGAUAGGAAUAAUCCAAGGAAUGGAAAAAACAAUGCUAUUGGAGUGAGAGAAAACAUAUUGCCCGGAUUGCUUCGUGUGAAGAGAUCGAUAUCUUAUGAAACUAUUCUUUUCACUAAUGAGCUUCGAGAACAUUUGAAGGCUGUUAUCAAGAAUAUAGCACUUCCUCAGGGCAAUUGUACUCUGUCAAGCCUUUUGGAAACGAAUACUUUAAAACAGUUAACUUGUUGA
This is a messenger RNA of Amyelois transitella, 627 nucleotides long. RefSeq lists its product as uncharacterized. The coding region runs from base 1 to 627 and encodes 208 amino acids. The transcript has a single exon. The record is from RefSeq and is a predicted model, not a curated record. NCBI's taxonomy places the organism in Eukaryota, Metazoa, Arthropoda, Insecta, Lepidoptera, Pyralidae.